GCUCUUGUAUUGCUGAAGUCCGUAUCUAGUUCACCCAGUCUUCCACACCAUGUGCUUCAUGCUUUGAGACCAGGAGGACCUUGGUGUUCUGAAAUGAAGAUGGAAGCAGUGAGAAAAGCAGAACUUGUUGAUUCAGAAGUUCUGUCAAAGACUUCUGAAAAGCAAGAGACUCCUCCCGAUGAAGAUGGGCCUAUAGAACUCAAGAGACAACCUCAGAAAGAAAACAUGCCCACUGCAGCAGACUCUGCAGUACUCUCUUCAAUGCCUUGCUUACUGAUGGAACUGAGGCGUAAUUCCUUGGAGUCUCAACUAGUAGCAUCUAUGGGAAAUGAUAAGCCAACAGAUGAUUGUGUUUAUGAGAGUGACUCUUCUAAUCAUUGCAUGCUUUCCCCUUCUUCCAGUGGGCAUUUGGCUGACUCAGAUACAUUGUCUUCCACAGAAGAGAAUGAGCCCUGUCAAGCUGAAGCUGCUGUAGAGGGAGAUGCUUCUGUGAUGUCUGGGGCUCCAGUUGGAAGGAAAACCAGGCGAUCUAGGUCUGAAAGCGAAACUUCGACAAUGGCUGCCAAGAAAAACCGACAGUCUAGUGAUAAGCAGAAUGGUCGAGUUACCAAGGUAAAAGGUCAUCGAAGCCAAAAGCACAAAGAAAGAAUCCGUCUCUUAAGACAGAAGCGGGAGGCAGCUGCUCGCAAGAAGUACAACCUGCUGCAGGACAGCAGUACCAGUGAUAGUGACCUGACAUGUGACUCGAGCACGAGUUCAUCAGAUGAUGAUGAUGAAGAGGUUUCAGGGAGCAGCAAGACAAUCACUGCAGAGAUACCAGAUGGACCUCCAGUUGUAGCUCAUUAUGAUGUAUCAGACACAAAUUCAGACCCAGAAGUGGUAAAUGUGGAUAAUCUUCUGGUGGCUGCAGUAGUUCAAGAGCACAGUAAUUCUUUAGGAAAUCAAGGCUCAGGACCUACCUGGAGAACGAGAGGGCUGAUAGAUGAUCUGAGUGCUGAUACAG
This is a messenger RNA of Merops nubicus (carmine bee-eater), 1003 nucleotides long. RefSeq names its product chromosome unknown open reading frame, human C18orf25 (gene ARK2N). NCBI's taxonomy places the organism in Eukaryota, Metazoa, Chordata, Aves, Coraciiformes, Meropidae. The transcript has 2 exons. Gene Ontology annotation, molecular function: ubiquitin protein ligase activity. The record is from RefSeq and is a predicted model, not a curated record. The annotation marks the transcript as partial. Gene Ontology annotation, biological process: ubiquitin-dependent protein catabolic process.